This is a messenger RNA of Aspergillus clavatus NRRL 1, 1011 nucleotides long. RefSeq names its product DNA repair protein RAD10. Gene Ontology annotation, cellular component: nucleus; nucleotide-excision repair factor 1 complex; ERCC4-ERCC1 complex. Gene Ontology annotation, biological process: mitotic recombination; nucleotide-excision repair; UV-damage excision repair. The transcript has a single exon. The record is from RefSeq and is a predicted model, not a curated record. The coding region runs from base 1 to 1011 and encodes 336 amino acids. Lineage: Eukaryota; Fungi; Ascomycota; Eurotiomycetes; Eurotiales; Aspergillaceae. Gene Ontology annotation, molecular function: single-stranded DNA binding; damaged DNA binding.
AUGGCCGACAAAACUGCUGGUGAUGAUACGGCUUUCAACUCUCUUCUUAGCGCAGAAAGCACGGCUGCUCCUAGAGAUACUGGAACCCCUCUGCAAUCGACUUCUGGUCGUUCUACACCUUCUAAAAUUCAACAGCCUAAACCACAAGUGCUCGCAAACAGAUCCGGCCCCUCGGCGAUUCUUGUCUCUUCCAGGCAAAAGGGCAACCCUAUCCUAAACCACAUCAAGCUUUUACCCUGGGAGUAUGCAGAUAUACCCGCCGAUUAUGUCCUCGGAGCGACUACCUGCGCGUUGUUUCUAUCGCUGAAGUACCACCGGUUACAUCCCGAGUAUAUCUACUCUCGAAUCAAGGCACUGGCGGGGAAAUACAUGCUUCGGAUACUAUUGAUUAUAGUGGAUAUACCCAAUCAUGAAGACAGUUUGAAGGAGCUUUCCAAGACGUCAAUUAUCAAUAAUCUCACGCUGAUGCUAUGCUGGUCGGCCACCGAAGCCGCUCACUACCUCGAAUUAUUUAAAGCGUCCGAAAACGCCCAACCGACCGCAAUUCGCACUCAACAAGCUCAGUCCUACAAAGAGUCCCUGGUAGAGUUUGUUACGACGCCCAGAAGCAUUAACAAGUCUGAUGCAGCGAGUCUGAUAUCUACGUUCGGAAGCCUACAGAACGCUAUCAACGCGCAGCCAGAGCAGAUCAGCGCUGUACCCGGUUGGGGUGAAAAGAAGGUUCACCAGUGGUGCAAUGCAGUGAGGGAGGAUUUCCGAGUGGAAAAUGCGAAGAGAGUAAAGGCACCUGAGAGAAGUCCGGUGGAUGCUGGUGAGAAUACGACAGGGUCUGGGAAGAUGUAUGAGACGACCGAAGCGGCCAUGUAUCUUGCGGAAGCGGAAGGGAGGAGUCAGUUGGAGACUCAGAAAGGACCGUUGGCGGAUGAUACUCCGCAGCAAGCUGGCUACGCCGAAGAAGUGAGUGAUGGCAUUGCUGCAGCUCUCGCAAAACUUCGAGAAAGUGGGGGCUGA